Molecule: messenger RNA, 2733 nt
Organism: Sinocyclocheilus anshuiensis
Lineage: Eukaryota; Metazoa; Chordata; Actinopteri; Cypriniformes; Cyprinidae
Gene: kctd2
Product: potassium channel tetramerization domain containing 2
Exons: 6
Coding region: 259-1062 (267 amino acids)
Biological process (GO): proteasome-mediated ubiquitin-dependent protein catabolic process; protein homooligomerization
Cellular component (GO): cytoplasm; Cul3-RING ubiquitin ligase complex
Molecular function (GO): cullin family protein binding
Source: RefSeq, a predicted model, not a curated record
UGAUGUGUUGAGUCUCACCGAUAAUAUUUGUAGCUUACAUGGGUCGUUUGUAUAAACAAAACGGAUCAGCAUAGCGUUUUUUGGGAAUUGUAAGCUAUGUCGCCUCGCGUGCGCGUUACUAACACACUGCAACGCUUUUGCCGUCGUUAUCAGCGCGUAUAAACGCGACCCGUUUAGCGUAACAGCGCCGUGCGGAGCGCUAAAUAAAGGCAUUUAGUGUCUGAUCGAAACGGAACUGACUGUUUGUGCUGCGAAAACAUGGCAGAGUUGCACGUUGAGCCCAGCUCGACUGGCAUCAUCGAGCAGACUGAGCAUUGUGAAAUCAGAGGCUCAGUGAACGUGAGACUCCCCUCGCCUACACUGCUGAUUCCGUCUCGGAGUGGCUUGUCCAGUCCAGGGGUCUCCGGCUCCAGAGCAGUGUUUGGGUUCCCUAUGAAGAGCAACCCCACUUCCCCAUCAUCAGAAGCCACAGAGAAGCCUGGUUCUCGGUGGGUUCGGCUGAAUGUCGGGGGAACCUAUUUUGUUACAACGAAACAGACCCUGUGCAGGGAUCCUAAAUCGUUUCUGUAUCGAUUAUGUCAGGAAGAUCCAGAUCUGGAUUCGGAUAAGGAUGAGACAGGAGCAUAUUUGAUUGACAGGGAUCCCACAUAUUUCGGACCCAUCUUGAACUACUUGAGGCAUGGGAAGUUGAUCAUCAACAAGAACCUCGCUGAGGAGGGUGUUCUAGAGGAAGCAGAGUUUUACAACAUUUUGUCACUUGUGAGGCUGGUGAAGGAGAGAAUACGAGACAAUGAAAACAGAACAUCUCAGGGCCCUGUGAAGCAUGUGUAUCGUGUAUUACAAUGUCAAGAGGAGGAGCUCACUCAGAUGGUUUCCACCAUGUCAGACGGAUGGAAGUUUGAACAGCUCAUAAGUAUCGGCUCCUCCUAUAACUAUGGCAACGAGGACCAGGCCGAAUUCCUGUGCGUCGUUUCCCGGGAGCUCAACAACUCCACUAAUGGAAUUGUUAUCGAGCCCACCGAGAAGGCUAAGAUCCUUCAGGAGAGGGGGUCCAGGAUGUGAGGAACCUGGUGCCUGAGCCCACACAGAUCUCCCAUCCCUCACCUCCUUUCUCCAGAUCCUCCUCCACCAUACAGCUGACUCCAAGUUCAUCAGCCCACCCUCCCCUCCUCCCUUGUGCCUUUCCACUGUGGGGGUUUCAGUCCCCCUCCUCCCUUCAGUGCUGCAGCAUUAACCGAUCAGCACCACCACUAACUAUCAUCACUAAUCGACUAAUUAAAAAUGUGUCCGAGGUUAAACCUCAGACCAUCACAUUUGAUGCAAGACCUGCUUAGAGAGAGGAUUACAGGGAAGGAUUCAUCAUUCAUCUUAAUGCUUAUUUAUGCAGACUUCAUCAUCAUCUUCCUCGUAUCCCGGUCAUUAUCAUCAUAAUCUUUACAGCUGCUGGCUUUAAAUGUUUUAAGGGGGUUCAGUUGCCCCUGUUGGCUCGGCUGCGUCCACAUGACCAUAAUUUCCUCAGGACUUCCAAAUAGUGUGCAAGAUAGCCUCAUUUCUCUGACCGUCAAUACAGCUUCUCAUAACACCCGCAUUCACUUACACUGUAAAUCAUUAGCAGCCUAAUGUCUAUCAUUUCAGCAUUAAUUUCCCAUUGCCUGGUCAGACCAAGAGCACAGCAGAUGGCACAACGGAAAAAACGAAGACCGCAGCUUUUGAACAUGCAGUAUUUUGUCUUCAAAACGGCUUGUUUCUUUUGUUAACUACCCAUUUACACAUCUGGAAAGGACCAGAGGAGAAGGGAAAACUCAUACUGCCAAUUGUCUGGUCAGAUGCUCCAAAUCGCGUGUCCGUCGCUGUGAAGAUGUCUCACAUUUCCGAUUCGCUCCGGUUGACUUCUGUCAUCCUGGAUUUUUUUCUAUUUUUUUGCCUUUGUCGCUGUGGAUAUUUCAAAACAGGAAAUAAAAAAAAUCAAAGAAAUAUGCGGUUUUAGGGCAUGUGAGGAUUAUGUAUAUUCAAACCAUAUGUAUUACGAAGAGGCCGAAUGCAAGUCAUGUAAUUGUUGAUAUCUGUACCAUAGUGGUCGUUUUUUGUGUUAAUCAAGAUGAGUUUCUCUCUCUGAUUGGGGAAGGUUCUGAAUCGACCCCUAAUGUAUUUUUUUUUAAAAAGCCUGGUCGCCGAGAUGUGAAAUAGUUUGUUGUGUUUUUCCUUUAAACACUUUGUCGAUGACUGGAAAAAAAAAAAAGAAAAGCCGGAGACUUUUUGUAUAGAGGUACAUAGUCCAGGUGGUUCAGGAGACUGUUGUUGGACAAAGUGCCCACUAGUUUUGAGUCAGUGCAAAACUGCAUUAGUGGCUCUUUGUUGCAUUUGUUGACACUUUUCUGACAUUUUAAAUUCUGAACUGACUCUCCCCGUAACAUUCUGGCUAUUUAACUGUUUAAACAAUUUCUGUUUAAAGUCUGAUCACGUCAGUUGAAUGUUUUUGAAUGUAUUUUGACACUUUUCGGACAUUUUCAAUUCAGAUCUAACUCUCCACCGUAACAUUUUGGGUAUUUAACAGUUUAACUUAUUUUUUGUUUAAAGUUUGAUCACGUCAGUGGAAUGUUUUUGAAUGUAAAGGGCUCCAUUUAUUAUGGAACAUUCUUGCCUUUUUUUUUUUUUCAUUUCAAAAUCUAAUAUAAUUUCCGGCAAAACAUUUUAUGUUUGCUUCAUUUUUACAUUGAAGCUUUGUCUUUGAAA